AUGCUCCUUUAAUACGAUAAGCAAAUCACGUGAUGAAACUACCCUGUACAAGUGACAAGUGCGAGUGCACUUUUUAAUCAUUAAUGCUUUUGCUGCUUUCACGAAAACGCCAAAAUGACAUCUGUUCAUAAUAACAAAACUUUUACACAGGACAGUUUAGUACAAAAUGGAACUAACAACUCUUACGGAAUCAAACCAGAUGCUACACAUAUUUGGGUUCCAGCAGAAGGAAAUAAGCAAGGUUCAGGGAAAGAAUCUUCAAAAAUAAAUAGGAAUUUUUCAACAGGUACAACGGUUGGGAAGGGCUCAACUAUCACCAUACAUGACAUUAACUAUACAGUUAAAGUGAAAACAAAAGCAUGCUGCGGGAAAACUACAGACAAAGCGAUUCUGAAAGGAAUAGAUGGAAAAUUUCAGCCUGGAAUGAAUGCCAUUCUUGGACCAACUGGCAGUGGAAAAUCCUCGUUACUGGAUGUUUUAGCAGGAAGGAAAGAUCCCACAGGUCUAACAGGGACAUUGCUUUUAGAUGGUUGUCCACCACCAGACAAUUUCAAAUGCAUGGUGGGAUACGUUGUUCAGGAUGAUGUUGUCAUGGGAACUUUGAGUGUGAAGGAAAAUUUCCAUUUCUCUGCGGCUCUUCGGUUACCACCGACAGUGUCGGCAGAAGAGAGGGAGGAGAGAGUACAGAAUGUUAUAGCAGAGCUGGGUCUUCAACAUUGUGCUAACACUAAGGUUGGGAAUGAGUUCAUACGUGGCGUGUCUGGAGGUGAACGUAAGCGAUGUAAUAUCGGAAUGGAGUUGAUUAUCUCCCCUCCUGUACUAUUUUUAGACGAGCCAACCACAGGCCUGGAUGCCAACACAGCUAAUACUGUCAUGUUAUUGCUGAAAACUUUAGCGAUGCGCGGACGGACAAUCAUUUUCUCGAUACAUCAGCCUAGAUACAGUAUAUACAGAUUGUUUGACAACCUCUGUCUAUUAUCUAUGGGAGAGGUUGUUUACCAUGGCAACUGUGAUGAAUCUCUACAAUUUUUCCAGACAAUAGGUUAUUCUUGUGAGGAGCAUAACAACCCACCAGAUUUUUUCCUGGAUGUUAUAAAUGGAGAUCCUAAUGCAGUUACCAGUGAUAUCAAUCAGAUAAUCUCAAGUACAGAUAUGGAAAAGGUUUCCCUUGGUGGAGUGAUCAGACAUGAUUAUGUUGAGGAAGGUUUAGCAGUCCAUGAGAAGCUAGUGUCUGCUUAUCAAAAUUCACAGUGGAAGCGAAAAUUGACCAGUGAUUUAUCACCCAUACUGCAGGAGCAUCAGUCUAGAAAAAACAGAGAUGCUUUAGAAAGACUACCACCAAUUCAGUAUGCAACAAAUGGUCUCACACAGUUCUUGUACUGCAGUCAAAGAACUUUACGAAACUUGAUCAGAAAUCCAGCAGUAUCAGUAUUACAGGUGUUAACUAUGGUGAUAUUUGCUGUGGUAGUUGGCGCCAUCUAUUGGCAGAUUGAUGACUCGUGUAAAUCUGGACUACAAAACAGAACUGGUGCCUUCUUUUUCAUCAUUAUGAACAUGGUUUUUGGAAAUCUGUCUGCUGUGGAACUUUUCAUCAAAAACCGAGCAAUCUUUUUGCAUGAAAAUGUGAGUGGAUUUUACCGGAUUUCCGCGUAUUUUUUAUCUACCGUGUUGUGUGAUGUCAUACCAAUGAGAUUUCUACCAACUCUUGCCUUCUCAGCUGUUGUCUACUAUAUGUUAGGUUUCCUGACUGCUUUUGACAAGUUUCUGGUGUUUUUCCUUGGCUUGUUCCUAGUGUCCUUGGCAGCUUCAGCCGUAUCGUUCUGUAUCAGCGCAUGUGUUAAAAUAUUUGCUGUUGCCAACCUCCUCAUUGCCAUGUGUUAUGUUGUCAUGAUGGUAUUCAGUGGGUUACUUGUGAACCUUGACUCAAUUCCUGAUUUCCUUGAAUGGCUCAAGUACUUCAGUAUCUUUAGAUACAGCUUAACUGCAUUGAGUAUAAAUGAACUGAAAGAUAUGACAUUUGUUAAUUCAACUGCCACUGAGAACUGCAUUACAGGAAAUGAAUAUUUGGAUGCUCAGGGAAUCAAGUAUGAGACAGACUGGGACCUAUGGGUCAACUAUAUGGCUCUGGGUGUGAUGUCUGUCGGGUUCCUGGUUCUAGCUUACAUCAGACUUCUCUUCAUGAAUAAGCUGAGAUAAAUAAAUGGGUCGAGUACCGGAGAAAGAAAGAUGCAGUAUUGAACUGUAAAAGAACUAGAACUGUUUCUAAUUGUUGUUGUUUAGUCACGCUUUUUGUGACAUAGCUAUGUGGUAGAAACUAGAGGUCUACAUUCAAGGUUUGUUAUCUUCAGAUAUAAUGUCAAUCAGGGAGAAAUAGAUUAUUUUUUAAAAUGCUCUUAUAAGAUGGUUGGUGGUUAAUGCCUUUUGGACCCAGUCACUCUGUGUCAACUUUAAUUAAUUCCAAAAACAUGGUAAGCUUUUCCAUAACUUGCAAAUUUAUGUGAUUGAAACUAUGUUUUUUCAAGGUCAAAGGUCAAGGUCUCUGUAGCCAUGGUCACUAAAAGUUAGUCAAACUAAUAACAAAAGAAAACAUUGGCUUAUAACUACAUAUAUAUACUACAUUACAUUAUCAUAAUUUACAUUUUUUAGUAAAUAUGGAUAAGGUAGUAUGUAAUGUAUACAUUGAUAAUAAAAGAAGUAGGGACACAAAUAUAACAUAAACAUAUUUAUAGUUUAUAAUUUUAUUGAAAAUCAACAUA
This is a messenger RNA of Ruditapes philippinarum (Manila clam), 2756 nucleotides long. RefSeq names its product broad substrate specificity ATP-binding cassette transporter ABCG2-like. Lineage: Eukaryota; Metazoa; Mollusca; Bivalvia; Venerida; Veneridae. Gene Ontology annotation, molecular function: ATP binding; ATP hydrolysis activity; ABC-type transporter activity. The record is from RefSeq and is a predicted model, not a curated record. Bases 115 to 2196 code for a protein of 693 amino acids. Gene Ontology annotation, cellular component: plasma membrane. The transcript has 19 exons.